AAAAAUUCGUGUCCUGUUCCAUUUCUCUCCAUCUCCCGGAAAGUUCUGCCUAUAAAUAAGGAGCGUAAGCGCAUCAUCAACCUCCAUCGCGUUCGUGCGUUAGUCUCUUCACUCACCACCUUGCACCGAGAGAGAAAGAGAGAGAGAGAGAUGGCGAGGGACAUCGACGAUCUGCCGAAGAACGCCGCCAACUACACGGCCCUGACGCCGCUGUGGUUCCUCGACCGGGCCGCCACGGUCCACCCGGGCCGGCGGUCGCUCGUCCACGGCUCCGUCACCUUCACCUGGCGCCAGACCUACCAGCGGUGCCGCCGCCUGGCCUCUGCCCUGUCCAGGCGAUCCAUCGGCCUCGGCAACUCGGUUGCAGUGAUUGCGCCGAAUGUCCCUGCCUUGUUUGAAGCUCAUUUUGGGGUUCCGAUGGCUGGAGCUGUUGUAAAUGCUGUCAAUAUACGCCUGAAUGCAGCAGCUGUUGGUUUUCUCCUCGGCCAUUCAUCUUCUGAAGUCGUAAUGGUGGACCAAGAGUUCUUCCCCUUGGCUGAGGAAGCUCUGAAAAUAGUAGCGGAGAAGAGUGAUAAAAAUUAUAAGCCUCCACUUCUGAUUGUUAUAGCGGAUGAAAGCUGUGACCCAAGAACACUUACGCAUGCUUUAGGAAAAGGGGCAAUUGAAUAUGAGAAGUUUUUGGAAACCGGAGAUCCGGAGUUUGCUUGGCAACCACCGGAAGAUGAGUGGCAGAGUAUCGCUCUUGGUUAUACUUCGGGUACGACUGCCAGUCCGAAGGGAGUUGUAUUACACCAUCGAGGAGCAUAUCUCAUGUCUAUAAGUGCUCCUCUAGUCUGGGGGAUGAAUGAAGGAGCCAUUUACUUGUGGACUUUGCCUAUGUUUCAUUGUAAUGGUUGGUGUUUCACCUGGGGACUGGCAGCCUUUUGUGCAACCAGCAUAUGCCUUAGACAGGUAACAGCUAAGGCAGUCUAUUCGGCUAUCGCCAAAUAUGGCGUGACUCACUUCUGCGCUGCGCCGGUGGUUUUGAACACAAUAGUCAAUGCCGCGCCUGAAGACACCAUACUCCCUCUCCCUCACACAGUUCAUGUAAUGACCGCUGGUGCCGCCCCACCCCCUUCUGUUCUCUUUGGAAUGUCCCAAAAAGGCUUCCGUGUUGCGCACACAUAUGGGCUCUCUGAAACGUAUGGUCCUUCCACCAUCUGUGCAUGGAAGCCCGAGUGGGAUUCGCUGCCUCCAGAAGAGCAAGCCCGCCUCAAUUCACGCCAGGGCGUUCGUUACACAGGUCUGGAAGGUCUUGAAGUUUUAAGCACUCAAGACAUGAAGCCCGUUCCUGCUGACGGGAAAACAGUAGGAGAGAUAGUGAUGCGGGGCAACGUUGUGAUGAAAGGCUACCUGAAGAACCCAAAAGCCAACGAGGAGUCUUUUGCAGGGGGAUGGUACCAUUCUGGAGAUCUUGGUGUCAAACAUCCUGACGGAUACAUUGAAAUCAAGGACAGGUCAAAGGACAUCAUCAUCUCCGGAGGCGAAAACAUAAGCAGUGUAGAGGUCGAGAAUGCUCUAUACACGCAUCCAGCGAUUUUAGAGGUAUCUGUGGUUGCCAGGCCUGAUGUCCGAUGGGGGGAGUCUCCUUGUGCCUUUGUGACACUGAAGCCGGGAGUGGAUAAAUCCGAUGAGCGGCGACUGGCACAGGAUAUAAUGAAGUUCAGCCGGGAGAAACUACCGGCUUAUUGGGUUCCUAAGUCAGUCGUCUUCGGGCCAUUGCCAAAGACGGCUACGGGAAAGAUACAGAAGCAUGUGCUGAGGGCCAAGGCAAAGGAAAUGGGACCUGUCAAGACCAGUAAAUUAUGAGUGCGCCAUGGUCGAGCUGGUUUUAGUCACUUCUCUUCGUCAGUACUUUGAAGAAGCCUGCUUUGCAUGCAAAUCUUUAAUAACGGAACACCUUCCUUCCUACUUUUCUUGAGAAAAAACUAUUCAUUUUCCUGAUGAUACUGUUGGAUUUGGAAUAUUGUCGGAGCUAAUUUCAGGUCGCAAAGCCUGACUUUGCAAAAGGGUAGAAUUGGGCCUUAGAGAUGGCCGACUUUCAAGGAAGGUGAACUAGUGUACGAGUCCAUGUCGUUUUCGCAGGAAAUGGGGUUGGGUUUUGCCUUCCCAUCUCUCUCAUCAAGUCAAUGGAUAAGCCUUAGCCAGAAAAUGAUAAACAGGUGAAUAAACAUCGUCUAGACGAAAGAAUGCUUAUUAGUCUUGUCGGCUA
Molecule: messenger RNA, 2251 nt
Organism: Eucalyptus grandis
Lineage: Eukaryota; Viridiplantae; Streptophyta; Magnoliopsida; Myrtales; Myrtaceae
Product: acetate/butyrate--CoA ligase AAE7, peroxisomal
Exons: 3
Coding region: 151-1848 (565 amino acids)
Source: RefSeq, a predicted model, not a curated record